This is a messenger RNA of Spirodela intermedia, 1833 nucleotides long. Lineage: Eukaryota; Viridiplantae; Streptophyta; Magnoliopsida; Alismatales; Araceae. The record is from the annotation of a GenBank genome assembly.
AUGGAGGGCCGGCAUCUGGACGCGCUCCUCCGCUACCGUGAUGCUCUUCGUUCUUCUGCGUCGUCUUGUCCAGUCGACCCAUUCUUCGCCUUCCCCGCGGUGCUCAAGUCCUGCGCCGCCCUCUCCCUGCCCUCCGCCGUCGCCCAGCUCCACGCCCGCGCCGUCCGCUCCGGCUGCCACUCCCAUCCCUUCGUCCUCACCUCCCUCAUCUCCACCUACGCCCGCCUCUCCCUCCCCCACCUCGCCGCCGUCCUGCUCCCCCCAGCAUCUUCCUCUUCCUCCUCCACCUUGACGGUGUGCUACAACGCGCUUAUCUCUGGUUUCGCCGUCAAUGGCCUACAUAUCUCAGCCCUCUCCCUUUUCCGGCGGAUGCUCCGUUGCGGCGCUUCCUUCAACUCCAUCACUAUGCUCGGGCUCCUCCCCUGCGGUCCUCAUCUCCCUCUUCGUCCCCUCUCCGGCUGCUCCGCCCUCCACGCUUGCAACGUCAAGGCCGGCACCGACGUCGACCCCGCCGUCGCGAACUGCCUCAUCACGAUGUACGCCCGCUGCGGCGCCGUCGACCUCGCCCGCCGGGUCUUCGACUGCGCAAACUCGGCGGCGGCGGCGGCGGCGGCGGCGGCACCGCCGCUGCCGACUGGGGAGAGGGACGCCCACGCCCUUGUCCGGUGGAACUCCAUGGUCUCCGCCUACGCCCAGAACGGCCUGGCGGCGGAGGCCCUCGAGCUAUACCAGGAGAUGGUGGAGCGGGCCGGCGUGGAGCCCGACGCCGUCACCAUGGUGGGGGUCCUCUCCUGCUGCGCCAACCUCGGCGCGCCGGCGGUGGCGCGCGAGGUGGAGCAGAGAAUCUCCGGCGACCCCUCCUUUUCCACCAACACCUUCCUGCUUAAUGCACUGAUAAACAUGAACGCUCGGUGCGGCAAUCUUCCCCGCGCCCAGAAGCUGUUCGACGAAAUGCCCCAUAGAACUGUGGUCUCCUGGACCGCCAUCAUCUCCGGGUACGGCAUCCACGGCGAGGGGAGGAAGGCUGCGGAACUCUUCGACAAGAUGCUCGCCGCCGGCGUCCGGCCGGACGGGGUUGUCAUGGUGAGCGUCCUCGCGGCGUGCAGCCACGCCGGGCUGACGGAGGAGGGGCUACGCCAUUUCCGGCGCAUGGAGGGCGCCCACGGCCUGGCCCCCGGCACGGAGCACUAUGCCUGCGUAGUCGACCUGCUGGGGCGCGCCGGCCGCCUGCAGGAGGCGCAGCGGGUGAUCAGCUCCAUGCCGGUGGCACCCGAUGGCGCCGUGUGGGGGGCGCUUCUCGGGGCCUGCAAGAUCCACCGCGACGUGGAGACGGCGGAGCUGGCCUUCCGCAACGUUGUGGCCCUCGAGCCGGGGAACGUCGGGUACUACGUGCUGAUGGCCAACAUCUACUCCGACGCUGGCAGGCUCGACGGCGCCGCCAGGGUCCGGGUGAUGAUGCGGCGGAGGGGGCUGAGGAAGGAGCCCGGGGUAAGCUACGUGGAGCACGGCGGGAGUGUCCACACCUUCUUCGCCGACGACGGGUCGCACCCUCAGGCAGGGGAGAUCCACCGGCUGGUGGGGGAGCUGGAGGCCCUCGUCGGCGGCGGCGGAGGAGCUGGACGGCACAGCGAGAGACUCGCCGUCGCGUUUGCGUUGAUGAACUCGGAACCGGGGGAAAAACUGGUGGUGAUCAAGAACCUGAGAGUGUGCGAAGACUGCCACAUGUUCCUCCGGCGGGUCAGCGCGGUGGUCGGCAGGGAGAUCACCGUCCGGGACGCCACCCGCUUCCACCAUUUCGCCGGCGGCGAGUGCUCCUGCAACGGCUACUGGUGA